Messenger RNA from Cucurbita moschata (crookneck pumpkin), 1980 nucleotides. RefSeq lists its product as uncharacterized. The record is from RefSeq and is a predicted model, not a curated record. The transcript has 2 exons. NCBI's taxonomy places the organism in Eukaryota, Viridiplantae, Streptophyta, Magnoliopsida, Cucurbitales, Cucurbitaceae. The coding region runs from base 232 to 1728 and encodes 498 amino acids.
AAAUAUAUAAAAUGAGAAAAUACGAUCCCUCUCUUCCUUGGCCCCGAGUUUUUCAUUUCUUAGAUCAAAUCCGAAAGUCGUUUAUGUUUCUUUUUUUUGGCUGUCAACUCUGAUCUCACUGGCGAGUAAUUGAUUUUGCCGGGGAGUUAGCGGCGGUAGGUUGGUCAGAAAACACGGCGAACUUGUUGAAGAGUCCGGCGGUAGAGCUAUCUGGAUUGGCAGAAGGUGGAGAUGGGAAGUAUGAACAACAGCGUGGAUACGGUUAAUGCUGCUGCUACUGCGAUCAUCUCCGCUGAGGCUCGUGUUCAGCCUCCGACGCCUCCGAAACGAAGAUGGGGUAGCUGCUGGAGUCUGUACUGGUGUUUUGGAAUCGGUUCACAGAAAAACAGUAAGCGUAUUAGUAAUGCUGUACUUGUUCCGGAACCUGUGGUACCGGGAGCUGUUGCUGCUGCUGUUGAACACCGACCACCUUCAACCACAAUGGUAUUACCUUUCAUUGCCCCUCCAUCUUCUCCUGCAUCUUUCCUCCAGUCCGAACCUCCAUCACAUAGUCAAUCUCCGGCUGGAUUACUCUCUUUAACUGCCCUUUCAGUCAAUAACUACUCCCCAAAUGGACCUGCAUCCAUUUUUGCAAUAGGCCCUUAUACAUAUGAGACCCAGUUGGUCUCACCUCCAGUUUUUUCUGCCUUCACCACUGAACCAUCAACCGCUCCUUUUACUCCUCCUCCUGAGUCUGUGCAAUUGACCACACCCUCCUCUCCUGAAGUGCCAUUUGCUAAAUUGCUGACAUCUUCUCUAAGCCAUACUAAUAGAAGUUUUGGGACUAACCACAAGUUUGCACUAUCUCAUUGUGAUUUCCAGCCUUAUCAACCCUAUCCAGGUAGCCCCGGUGCCUAUCUUAUAUCACCUGGAUCAGUAAUUUCAAACUCUGGUACAUCUUCUCCUUUCCCUGAUAAGCACCCCAUUCUUGAGUUUCGCAUGGCUGAUGCUCCCAAGCUCUUGGGUCUUGAACAUUUUACAACUCGCAAAUGGAUCUCGAGAAUGGGUUCUGGAUCUUUAACGCCGGAUGGUACUGGUUUAGGUUCUAGGUUAGGUUCGGGAACUUUGACCCCUGAUGGUAUGGGUAUGGGUUCGAGAUUGGGAUCUGGAUCUGUGACCCCAAAUGGCAUGAGACAAGAUUCAAGAUUGGGCUCUGGAACCUUGACGCCUGACGGUUUGGGGCAUGCCUUGCAAGAUGGUCUAUUGUUGGACAACCAAAUAUCUGAGGUGGCUUCCCUUGCCAACUCAGGAAGUGGAUGUCCAAAUGAUGUGACAAAUCAUAGGGUGUCAUUUGAGUUAACAGGCGAAGAUGUUGCACGUUGUCUUGCAAUUAAGUCAAUGACAUCCAUUAGAACCGAAUCAGAGUCGUCUCCAAAGUGUCAUCAAAAUGAAAACAAAGAAUCAUCAUCAAGAGAAGCUGAAACUUAUGAGUUCUUUGACAUCAAGACGACUUCUUCCACAGCACCCGAACAAGCUGCAGGAGAGGACAAUCGAUGCUACCAAAAUCAACGAGCUGUAACUCUCGGUUCGUUCAAAGAGUUCAACUUCGACCGAACAAAAGGAGAAAUGCAGAAUACAGCCUCGGUCGGUGCAGAGUGGUGGGCGAACGAAAAGGUGGGUGUGAAGGAAGCCAGUAGUCCAGGCAACAACUGGACUUUCUUCCCAAUCUUGCAAUCUGGGGUCAGCUGACUUAAGAUCUUUUGAAUGUACAUUUGAAUGUAAUCUUCCUUUGGAAAUUGAAGUUUUAGGAAAAGAAUGUUUUCCAAUAGACAGCAGAAAGAAGAGGUAGUUAUUAGCGAUAACUGAUAUGGGUACUGAAGGAGCAUUCUUUAUCAUAGUGCAACAAGUAGAUGAUUCAUAGAAGCCUUUUAUUCUUUGUUGUCUUGUAAAAUAAUAUGAAAUUUCAUUCUUCCCCAACAAUGAAACUUCCCUUCUUCAAAA